Molecule: messenger RNA, 2751 nt
Organism: Cydia strobilella
Lineage: Eukaryota; Metazoa; Arthropoda; Insecta; Lepidoptera; Tortricidae
Exons: 6
Coding region: 417-2123 (568 amino acids)
Source: RefSeq, a predicted model, not a curated record
UUGUACUUAGUACCUACUUACUAAUGCCUUUACCCUAAAAACGGAAUUCUAAGAAAGGUAUUUGAUUGCUCAAGUCGCAAUGUUAGAAUUGCGGAAUUUACAAGGGAAAAAUUUCUCAAGUUGAUAAUUUCACAACUUUUACAUUGCGAAAUAAUAUAAGCAUUGCUAGAAACACAAUGUGAACUUUGUUAAAAUAGUGAUGUUGACUAGUCCUUUGCAAAAUUGACAAAAGAAUCGUUCAUUUCGCUGGCAACAUUCGUACGGUUAGGAUGCGUGACAAAUCGCUAACAACGGAACGUAUUUAUUUAGUGAUUAUUAUUGUCUUUUCAAACAACGAACCGUUCACGUUGUUAAAAAUAUAAGGAAAUAGUUUCUUUAAAGUUAAGACAGUUAUAGGUAAAUAGUAAAUAUAAAGGAUGGACGACUUAAGUGUGUUUCUGUUCAACUGUGAUUUGAUACACCUUUUUGGAUCGCUAAACGAUCAGGGCGCGGAUCUCGAUUUUUUAUUGAACGCAAACGACCAUGAGUUGUCGUUAUUGGUCCCGGCAGCAGUUCAAAAAGGGAAACUGCGUAUGGCGUUAGACCGUGAGAGAGAACGCAGAGGAGUUACAAAAGAUCCGAGGGAUGUAGAUGUACAGCAAGUUAUAGCUCCAAUUAAAAAGCAAGACUCCUUUGUGAUUCCAUCAAGUAGCCAAAAAUCUAGUACAUCCUCUGUUGUUACAACAUCAACUGAAUUAUUGGAAUGGGACAUCAAUUGUGACGAUUUACAGUUUAUAGAUGCAAGCAAACUCAUAGGGGCUAUAACUGGCGGAAAUCUUAAACAAAUUUUAGAGACAUCCAGUAUUGGGAAACCUCUAAUCAAUAAAAAAGUAUUAUCGUCUAGUGACCGAAAGAUACUGACGGCCCUUAUUGUUGAGGCUGAGGUGCGGAAAUUGAAAGAAAACACUGACCCAAUACGAAAAGAAACCUGGGAUACGUGGACAUCAGAAAUUAUAAAGCUUUUCCCAGGUGAAACAAAGGGGGUAUAUUAUAAUCCUUUUCGUCUUGUUGAUGGAAAAGCUAUCCAGGCCAGUGGCCUGAUAGUGAACCGAUUAAUAACAGUACGCAGAAAAUUAAAUGCAGAAAUCCGCAGCCGCAGCAGAAGUCGUAACAGCAGUAAUAGCGACAAGAGCAGCGACAGCAGCGGAGACCAAAACAAGAGAAAAAAAUCUGCUGUCAAAUCUUCUAAUGCACGGGUUAGACCUUUUCCUGACACCUUUCAAACAAUAAGUACCAAUCAAGACUCUGAAAAAGAUACCGUGCAGUGGUUGAAGCACUCUUCUUCACCGAGAGAAUUGGUAGAAACAAAAUGGAACAGUUGUCUACAUGAACGCAUGGCUGCACUGCAAGAAGGCGACCAUGUUAGUUAUUUGAGCAUCUUCCCAGCACUGCAAUGUCCUUGGGGCUAUGAAUUGCUGGCCAGUGACUUUGACAAAAUAUACCCUGAAAUAGAAGGAAAGUUCGAAGAAAAUUUCCCGGUAGUGAAAGGUCGCCUGCUAUCAUUACUAGAUGAGAAGGCUCAACAGCUAACACGACCUGACACUUCUAUUCAAACUGUUUUGGAUCUUGCAACUUCGGGGGAGGAACAAGCGAAUGUUGCGACUUUUCUGGCAGUUCCCCUGUUGCUGAAACAAAUGCACACUGUUCCCGUGAAAGGAGUCAGAAAACCCUGGAACCCGUCUAGAUUAGAAGUAAGCAACGCGUUUUUAAGCUUGGUGCCAUCUACAUCGGACCUUCAAAGCCACUUCAGUGAACGGAAGGCCACAUUGCAGGAAAAAAAAUUGCCUGUUCUUCCAUAUUUGGUUGCUGUCGGGGCUUGCUGGCAGGAUGUUACGCAGUAUGAUUUAAUAAUCUCUGAAGACAUCAGGUACACGUUUCCCAGCAUUUGUAAAGCUGUUUCAAAUACUUUUAAGAUUCUAUGGGCAUUAGACUUACCAUAUUCAAAAGAUUGUGCCCCAGUCUGGAUGUUUAUCCAAAGAAGUAUAUAUGUAAUGAAGAGCAAGUUUGACACUGAAGGCACUCCUAUGCUAGAUUUGCUUGCUUCUGUUUCUAACAGGCACGAUGGUGCUGUGUGCAAUAUGUAAAAGGUCUUUUGUCCAAAUGAAGCAAUUUAAAACCCAUUUUACAUUUUAUCAUCCAGGUAAAUGUUAUAUUUGUCCAAACAUGGAUUGUGGGAGAACUUAUCAACUCUACAAUUCAUUUAGGCGUCAUUAUUUGAAAGAACAUUCAGAUUCUUCUAUGUUACAACAGGCUUCAAGUGUACAGGAUUUUGCUAUUGGACAAGAGACCUCUCCCGUGAAUAAUGAUCCAUUACAUAAUGUGUGUAGCGCAACCGAGUUUCAAAUUAAAGAAAAUAAUAGUACUAUACAGAGUGAUAGCAAACACAACACACCGCCGCUAAGCGACAGUUUAGGUCAACUUUUCUCAUCCCUGUAUAGUAAUCCCCAUUUGCCGAACAAUGUGCUAGAUACAGUUUAUAGCGGUAUUCACAACAUGUUCACUAUGUCAAUCAGACCUCUGUUACCAGUAACAUCUAGCUCUGCCGUAGCAAAACUGACAACCGAUCUAGAGAUGUUUAGUUCAACUUAUAAACGACAUCAGUUCUUUGAAAGUAAGGGUACUUUAGUUAAUCCUGAGCCUUAUACUGUAGGGCGACGAUUUGAUUACGUAAAAAAAAAAGGUAAAACUUAUUACCAAGCAGUAGAGUGCAUA